AUGAAUGGUUUUAUGUAUAUCAAUGUUUUUAAUUUAGUAACAGCAAACGUCAACGUCAACGGGAAAAUGAUAUUCCGAGUGGUGUUCGUUGUUGUUAUAAUUUAUGCUCAAGCUUAUGGACAUUGGAUAGAUGAAAAUUUCGUUGACGAAAUUAAUAGGAAAGCGAAAACUUGGAAAGCGAGCUUGAAAAAUUAUGAUAAUUUUACGGAAAACGAGCUUCGCAAUCUCGCUAAUGUCCUCGGUUAUCAUUCAGAUAAAGACUAUGUUUUCAUUAUCAAAAAAUAUCUUAUAGAUAAAACUGUCGUGAUACCGAGUAGUUUCGAUGCUAGGAAAAAAUGGCCUUUGUGUUCGAUUGGUAGUAUACGCGAUCAAAAAAAAUGCGGAGGAUCUUGGGCAUUCGCAGCAGUAUCAGUGAUGAGUGAUAGAUUGUGUAUAGCUUCAAACAAUAUAGUAGAUUUCACUUUUUCACCAGAAGAAUUACUUAGAUGUUGUCAAGAUUGUGGUAAUGGAUGCGACGGGGGUUACAUAUUCCCACCUUUUGAUUAUUGGAAGGACAUAGGAAUACCAUCUGGUGGUGAUCAAUCUAGUAACUUGGGAUGUAAGCCAUUCAAUUCAACCAUAGACAAACAGUUACCUUGCAUCAAGAAAUGUGUAAAUGGAUACAACAAAACUUUGGAAGAGGACGCAAGACAUGGUAUUGACGCUUACCGAGUCCUACAAUCUGUACAACAGAUUCAGAUGGACAUAAUGAACUUCGGACCCGUUGUUGCUUCAAUGGAUAUAUAUAAAGAUUUUUAUAUAUACCAGGAAGGAAUAUAUGAACAUGUUUCUUGGGAUUUGGUGGGACGUGCUGCUGUCAAAAUUAUAGGAUGGGGCGAAAUAAAUGACACACCUUACUGGUUAGUAGCCAACUCCUGGGGUAGAAAAUUCGGAGAUGAAGGAUUGAUUAGAGUUUUACGAGGAAGUAACCAUUGUGGAAUCGAAUAUGAAGUUACUGGUGCAACUCCCAAUACUGAUACGGAAUAA
Molecule: messenger RNA, 1026 nt
Organism: Diorhabda sublineata
Lineage: Eukaryota; Metazoa; Arthropoda; Insecta; Coleoptera; Chrysomelidae
Product: cathepsin B-like
Exons: 5
Coding region: 1-1026 (341 amino acids)
Cellular component (GO): lysosome
Molecular function (GO): cysteine-type endopeptidase activity
Source: RefSeq, a predicted model, not a curated record